GCGACGACGGAGAGCUUCUACGAGUUAUUAGGGAUUCCGGUGAGCGGCAGCCACGAUGAUAUCAAACGCGCUUACAAGCAGCUGGCGAGGAAGUACCAUCCCGACGUCUCCCCGCCGGAUCGCACGGAGGAGUACACUCAGCGCUUCAUUCUGGUACAAGAAGCCUACGAGACACUCUCGGAUCCUGAGUGUCGUGCCCUGUAUGAUCGCUACCUCGCCCGCGGCCUCCACUACGCGCUCUCCGCCCGGAGGCGAUUCGGUGAGGUGGGCUUGCUUUCUCAUGAAGUUCUCUUCUCUUCACAUGUUCAUGUGCCUAUCGUUGGAAUAUGGAUCUAGUUUUU
Messenger RNA from Dendrobium catenatum, 341 nucleotides. RefSeq names its product chaperone protein dnaJ 20, chloroplastic-like. The record is from RefSeq and is a predicted model, not a curated record. The annotation marks the transcript as partial. The transcript has a single exon. Gene Ontology annotation, cellular component: chloroplast. NCBI's taxonomy places the organism in Eukaryota, Viridiplantae, Streptophyta, Magnoliopsida, Asparagales, Orchidaceae.